GUCUACAGUUACACAAUACUGGUAUACUUUGGAGCCCCUGAAAUGGAAGGUGUGUGCUCAUCUCUGCGUGUAUUUGCACUGCGUUAUGGCCCGGGGCAGGAGCUCCUCUCCAGUCUACAGGCUUUUGUGGAGGAGCGGCAGCUCAAAGCUCCAUUCAUCAUCACUUGUGUGGGCAGUGUCACCAGGGCGACGCUGCGGCUGGCCAACGCCACAGCCAGCAACACCAAUGAGGUGAUUCAGCUAAGGGAACGUUUCGAGAUCGUCUCUCUGGUGGGCACUUUGAACAGAGAAGCUCAUCUGCAUAUCUGUCUAGCUGAUAAAGAGGGCAAAACCAUUGGGGGUCACGUACUGGGUGACCUGGAAGUGUUCACAACAGCCGAGGUGGUCAUAGGAGAGGCCGCUGACCUCCAUUUCACCAGAGAGAUGGACAGCAGGACCGGCUUCCCUGAGCUGGUCGUUCAAAAGUGUCCAGAGCCGACUUAAUACAUUUACAUCCUGAUCAUUCUGUUGUGUGAGAAAUCAAUAAAACGACUGUGCAUACUUAAUAAAUUCAA
Messenger RNA from Pygocentrus nattereri (red-bellied piranha), 554 nucleotides. RefSeq names its product bifunctional protein GlmU-like. Lineage: Eukaryota; Metazoa; Chordata; Actinopteri; Characiformes; Serrasalmidae. The transcript is spliced from 3 exons. Bases 43 to 483 code for a protein of 146 amino acids. The record is from RefSeq and is a predicted model, not a curated record.